This is a messenger RNA of Fusarium subglutinans, 1191 nucleotides long. RefSeq names its product GDP-mannose transporter. The transcript is spliced from 4 exons. Gene Ontology annotation, cellular component: Golgi apparatus. The record is from RefSeq and is a predicted model, not a curated record. Lineage: Eukaryota; Fungi; Ascomycota; Sordariomycetes; Hypocreales; Nectriaceae. Gene Ontology annotation, molecular function: GDP-mannose transmembrane transporter activity; antiporter activity. The coding region runs from base 1 to 1191 and encodes 396 amino acids.
AUGGCUGACCAGAACAAGAAGAACGACGACUUCGUGGCUAAGAUGCCCGAGUCUGCCAACGAGAACAAUAUUGGCGAUGGUGACAAGGAGGACGACUCCCUUGUUGGCCGCGGCCCAGGCACUGAUGCCCUCCCCGCGCAGCCUUCAGGCUUCAUGAACAAGAUCGAGAACAGCGGGCCAUUCUCUAUUCUUGCCUACUGUCUGUCUUCUAUUUCCAUGACCGUCGUCAACAAGUAUGUUGUGUCUGGUACAUCAUGGAACCUUACUUUCUUCUAUCUCGCAGUCCAGUCCAUUGUCUGCAUUGUUGCCAUCACAGCAUGCAAGCAAUUCGGCAUGAUCAAGUCCCUCGCUCCCCUUGAGAUGGACCGCAUCAAGAAGUGGUACCCAAUUUCGCUCGUCCUCGUUGGUAUGAUCUACACAAGCACCAAGGCUCUGCAGUACCUCUCCGUGCCUGUCUACACCAUUUUCAAGAACUUGACCAUCAUCGCCAUUGCUUAUGGUGAGGUCCUUUGGUUUGGUGGUUCCGUCACACCCAUCGCUCUCUCUUCAUUCGGUCUCAUGGUUCUGAGCUCUGUGGUUGCUGCCUGGGCUGAUAUCAAGAGCGCUAUCUCUGGUGACUAUAGCGCCACUACUGGUGAUGCUGAUGCUCUUGCGACUUUGAAUGCCGGUUACUUCUGGAUGGCCAUGAACGUCUUUUGCUCUGCUUCUUAUGUUUUGGGCAUGCGCAAGGUUAUCCACAAGAUGAACUUCAAGGAUUGGGACACUGCUAACAAGUCGAUAGCCAUGUACUACAACAAUCUCCUCACCAUUCCUGUGCUUGUCUUCUUCUCUCUUGUCACUGAGGAUUGGUCCAGCGCCAACUUCGCCAAGAACUUCCCUGAGGACUCGCGCAACCGUAUCUUGAUCGGUAUCAUCUACUCUGGUCUCGCCGCUAUCUUCAUUUCUUACUGCUCCGCCUGGUGCAUCCGAGUCACCUCUUCCACCACCUACUCCAUGGUUGGUGCUCUCAACAAGCUGCCCAUCGCCGUCUCUGGUCUCAUCUUCUUCGCUGCUCCCGUUACCGUUGGAAGUGUUUCGGCCAUCUUUAUCGGUUUCGUCUCGGGUAUCGUGUAUGCUUGGGCCAAGGUCAAGGAGAACGAGGCCAAGAAGAACGCUCUUCCCACAGCUGAGAGCCGAGAGCCAUCAAAGUAA